This is a messenger RNA of Eutrema salsugineum, 707 nucleotides long. RefSeq lists its product as uncharacterized. The transcript has a single exon. The record is from RefSeq and is a predicted model, not a curated record. The coding region runs from base 167 to 643 and encodes 158 amino acids. NCBI's taxonomy places the organism in Eukaryota, Viridiplantae, Streptophyta, Magnoliopsida, Brassicales, Brassicaceae.
UUCCUUUUCUCACAAUUCUUCACCGCAAACACUCACCCUAAAAAAAGGAAUAAAGAGAAAAGAAAGAAAGCAAGAAGAAGAACAUUACAUUAGACAGAGAGAAGGGUAUAUUUACUAUUUACCAUAACUUUAACAAGCAGACAGAAUCAUCAGAUCCGGUGUUUUAAUGGCGGACAAGGAAGAACAAGAGACGGUGACAUCGUACAAGCUGUUUCUGAGAGUCAUUAGCAAGAGAAGAACAUGGGUCUGUCUAUUUCUUGUCGUCUACGCGAUCCUCUUGUCUUCUUCAUGGAACUCGCUGAAUUCGAUAGUGGAUUGGUACGGAGAGAACCACAAGACAUCAUCUGGUUGGCCUGCGGUUUACGCAUCGGUGCUUCUUGGGGCGGUGUUCGGAGUUCUGUCGAUGGCGGCGGCGCUCUUCAUAGCCGUUCCGGCCAUAGUGGUGAUCUGGAUAUCGGUGGUCGUGUCGAUGGCGUUCGCCGGAAAAUCGAGGAGGAGAGUGGUGGUGGAAGGGAGGAAAGUGACGAAAGAGAUCGCUGGAUUUGUGUUUAGGGUUCUUCUUAAAGAAGGCAACUUUGUGGCUCUUCUUUGUGCUCUUCUUGCUUACUUCGUCUUCUUCAACUCUUACUCUUCUUCCUCUUGAUUCAGUUUUGCCAAUUUGGUCAUAAACAAAAACAUUCACAACUAAUAUUGCCCUUAAUUUAACA